Coregonus clupeaformis (lake whitefish) is the source of this 4005-nucleotide messenger RNA. RefSeq names its product formin-binding protein 1-like. The coding region runs from base 138 to 1811 and encodes 557 amino acids. Gene Ontology annotation, molecular function: protein binding. Gene Ontology annotation, biological process: signal transduction. Lineage: Eukaryota; Metazoa; Chordata; Actinopteri; Salmoniformes; Salmonidae. The transcript has 14 exons. The record is from RefSeq and is a predicted model, not a curated record.
AUCAGACAGCUCCUCCAGAGUGAGAAAGGAGUAGCUACACCGCAGACGAAGGCAAACGAUUGGAAACGCAACCUUGGCGAGUUUUGAGCGGGGAAUACGCUGACAAUCUGGGGGUUUAGUAACAAGGGGAGUCCGCAAUGACUUGGGGAACGGAGCUUUGGGACCAGUUUGAAAACCUUGACAAGCACACUCAAUGGGGGAUCGACUUCCUAGAGAGGUAUUCAAAGUUUGUCAAGGAAAGGCUGGAGAUCGAACAGACAUAUGCAAAACAGUUGAGGAACCUGGUGAAGAAGUACUGUCCCAAGCGCUCCAAAGACGAUGAACCUAGGUUCUCGUCGUGCGUGUCGUUCUACUCCAUCCUGAACGAGCUGAAUGACUAUGCGGGGCAGAGGGAGGUGGUGGCCGAGGAGAUGGGACACAAGGUGUAUGGGGAACUGAUGAGGUAUUCACAGGACCUCAAGUCAGAGAGGAAACAGCACCUCCAGGAGGGCAGGAAGGCCCAGCAGUAUCUGGACCAGUGUUGGAAACAGAUGGACAAUAGCAAAAAGAAGUUUGAGCGGGAGUGCAAGGAGGCAGAGAAAUCACAGAUGAACUACGACCGGUUAGACAACGACAUCAACGCCACCAAGUCAGAGGUAGAAAAAGCAAAGUCCCAGUUGUACCUGCGCACACACUCUGCAGACGAGAGUAAGAAUGAGUACGCUGCUCAGCUGCAGAACUUUAACGGGGAGCAGUGGAAACAUUUCAACGUGGCCAUUCCACAGAUAUUCAAGAACCUGCAGGACAUGGACGAGAGGCGGACAGUGAAGCUGGGAGAGACGUACCGGAGCUUUGCCGACGUGGAGCGCAGAGUCGUCCCCAUCAUCGCCAAGUGUCUGGAGGGCAUGGUGACUGCUGCCAAGGCUGUGGACCAACGCAAGGACUCAGCGAUUGUAGUGGAGUCGUUUAAGUCAGGCUUUGAGCCUCCGGGGGACUACCCAUUUGAGGACUACAGUCAGAACCUCUCCCGGACGGGCUCAGACAACACCAUCAGCACCCCCAAGAACGAGGUGGGGGUCAAGCCAGACCCCAAACACUCCAUCAGCAAGACGGCCAAGAACAAACUGUGGCUCUUUGGGAAAAAGCCCAAGGCUCCAUCACUGGAGGACUUCAGCCAUCUGCCUCCAGAACAGAGACGCAAGAGGCUCCAGGCUAGGAUAGACGAGCUCAGCAAAGAACUACAGAAAGAAGUGGACCAAAGAGAUGCACUGAACAAGAUGAAGGAUGUCUAUGAGAAGAACCCUCAGAUGGGCGACCCCCAGAGUCUCCAGCCCAAGAUCUCAGAGACCAUGUGCAACAUGGAGAAACUGCGCUCCGAGAUCCACAAGAAUGAGAGCUGGCUGUCAGAGGUGGAGGGGAAAGUGAGCACCAGAGGAGACCGAAGACCCAGUUCUGAUGUCAACCAUCACGCCCCCCAUGGCAGAGAGAGCCCUGAGGGCAGUUACACAGACGUCCCCAACCAGGAGCACCGCAGCCCCCCUCACCAGCCAGACCCCCGACAGGCCCACCAGCCAGACGAGUUUGAUGAUGAGUUUGACGAUGACGACCCGCUCCCAGUCAUUGGCCACUGCAAAGCACUCUACUCCUUUGACGGUCAGAACGAGGGUACGCUGUUGAUGAAGGAGAACGAGGUGCUGUACAUCAUCGAGGAGGACAAGGGUGACGGCUGGACGCGAGCCAGGAAGCAGAGCGGAGAGGAGGGCUACGUGCCCACAUCCUACGUGGAGAUCACCAUGGAGAAGAACAGCAAAGGUGCAGUCACCUACAUCUGAUCUGACCACCUGCAUGGACUCCUCCUAUAUCAUAUCCCCUCUUCCUCCUCUGGGGAGUGCUGGUCAGAACAGCAGCCCCUCCUCUUUGUUCACUGUGUGAGCUCACGACAAACAAACACACCAGACAUCCUGGUAUUGUAGUGACCUCCCUGUACAGGAGCUCUGUAUCAAUUAAUUAAGCCAUGUGUGUCUGUAGGAGGAUGUAUCCAUAGCCACGCUCUAUGGCAAGGGGACUCCUCUCCCCUAAGGGCAGAUUAUUUUAUUUAAUAUUUCAGAAGUGACUUGUUUUUAGUUCAUGUGUCUUUUGUUUUUAGAAGGAGAUGUUAUAAUGCUCUACUGGUUUUAAGAUGCCACUGGGGACUCUUACUGAUUUUACCCAUUUGUAUUGUCUAUAUAUUAUCAGCCAUCUGUUGGGAGUCUCCUAUGUUAAGUGCUCUGCUCCACCUAUUAAGACAGGAAUGCAGCUAAACAGUCCUGGUAAGGACUGGCCUGUUCUGUGCCUGUAUGACUCAUACCUCCCACUAUGAUACUAUGCUUUAAGAUAAUUGUACACUCCUUCUCUCUUUGUGUGUGUGUGUCACAACAGUGGCACCCUCUGGUGGUCAGGGCUAUAUUACACCCAGAGGAGUAGUUCUACUGUCUUCUCUCUCUCUGUCCUAGUGGUGUGGGUGGUGGUGGGUGUCAGUGCUCUGUAGCCGGGUCAGUACAGUAACUUCUCUCUCUCUCCUGUUGGACUGCAGAUUCCUGAGUGGAGCAGUGUGGCGAGGUCUUUGGUGGAGGGUACAUGCAGUUGCUGAGUGGUGGAGCUAGUGGCAGACAGGGCUUGUCUUGGGCGGGCAGAGCAGGGGAGAGGAAGGGCUUGGCAGGUGUAGAGGCAGGUUGCAUGUUUGCAUGCACACAUCCAUGGCCAUUAACAUCAUUCCAUAGCAGCAGAUAAUCCUGAGGUAGUAGCUAUGCCUCUAUAGGAGGGGAGUGUUCUUCCUAAACUGUGUCCGUCUAACCACAGCACAGAGUAACCAUCCAACUGAAACAUAACAGUAAGAAUCAGGGACCGGGGAGGGGUCUUAGAGCUAGCAGCUUACACCAUCAUCAUUUAUAAUGAGAGAAAAGCAAGUAAUGCACUACUACACUACUCCUACACUACUACUCACCUCUGUUGUAUUUCCGCUCCGCAGACAACGCCCAGCACUAACAGCCUGUCUUGUUGUUGCGUUCUCAUUCCAUUGUUGGGAAUGCCUGCCUGACUGUGCCACUCUCCUGUGGUCGCCCUACCUUAACACGCUUCAGCAUGUCUGUAACAUGAACUGUCAUUCCUUCAUAUAGGACUGGCCAUGAUGAAUGCAGCGUCUUGGAUGUAACUCUGUGGUCGCUCCCGCCGCCCAUUCAUUCACUUCUAAUCUUCCUGUAUGUCUUCUUCAUUCAUCAACGUUUAGUUUUUUUGUGUGUGUCUUGUUUUUGUUCUGUGUUGAUCGAAACGAUCCUAUCAUGCUGUUGCGUGUUGAAUGUCAUCUCUGUCAUGCUGUUGUUCAGUAACUCGUGGCGCCGCAUUGUCAGUCACUCAGGUCAGUGUAGGAGUAGGACUACUCUAGUCACAGACAGGCGGCCUGCCCAUCACGGUACCGCUUCAUCCCCUCCUCCUGCUCCUCCCUGCACCAGCACCAGACAAGAGGAAGGCUGGAGGGGUGGUGCAGUGACAUCAGCGCACCAGCAGAGGGCCCUCCUCCCUCACCAGUCAGUCACCACACAGGAGCUCAGGCUCAGGCCAGGAAACCUGGAGGCUGAGCUAACACAAACUACAAAGGCCAUCCAACAACAACAACACUCCAUGCAGUCUUUUCCUUAACGCUAACUGAGAGUGAGGAUGGACCCGCUGAGUGCUCUUCUAUCACUCUGUGCGGCACACAAGGGCUCCAACCGACUAGGUCUACGCUGGCUUGCUGUGGUGCUCCUCUGGGCUUGACCGCCACGUCUCUUCUCCUCUGUCUCCCUGGAGCAUCCUGGGGCCUCGGUGUGCUGCGAUCUCCACGAGAAUGAGUGUUGCAUUACCAUAACAUUCUUCUUUCAAGCGCAUAUUAUAUUUCUGAUUGUGAUUAUACAUAUAAACAUGUGUAUGCAUAUUCAUACAGUUGAAGUCGGAAGUUUACAUACACCUUAGCCAAAUACAGUUGAAGUCGGAAGUUUACAUACACUUAGG